CCUCAAUAACGGAGCGGAGCGUAGUGGAGGAGGUUGCUCCUCAAGUCUCGUUUCCGCAUUCAGUCUUUAAACCACCAGACAGAAAGCAUCGUCGUAAUGCAGAAUAUAUCUUUAGAAGAAAAACACGCCUGUGCCAAAGAAUGAAAGAAGUUGAGUGGUGUCCCAUAUGAGGCCUGUGUGGAGCUUGUGUGUAGCCCCCAACUUCCCACCAGUAGCUGUAAGCAUGACCUGUGGUAUGAGCCUGUGACCCCCAGCAGACGUGAUGCGUGCGUGGGGGUGGGGGGGUUCCUGGCGCUGGGUGAUAGUGAUCCUCCUGGCCUGGGGAACCCUGCUCUUCUACAUUGGGGGUCACCUGGUCAGGGACAGCGAGCAUCCGGAACGUUCCAGCAGAGAACUGGCGAAGAUCCUCGCCAAGCUGGAACGCCUCAAACUGCAGAACGAGGACCUACGACGCAUGGCCCAGACGCUCAGGCUGCCUGAGGGCCAGGCAGAGCUGGGUGUGGUUGAUGCUGGGAAGUUGCGCCACCUAGAGGAGCAGCUGAUCAGAGCCAAGGAGCAGAUCAACUCUUACCGUAGUCUCCCUGGAGACGGGCCAGGCAGGAACCAGGAAGAGUUGAGGAGGAAGGUGGAGACGGGAGUGAAGGAGCUCUGGUACUUUGUCCGCAGUGAGGUCAAAAAGCUGGGUUCCAUGGAAUCGUCCGCCCUGCAGAAACACACCGACACAUUACUACAAGACCUGGGACACCAGCAGAGGUCCAUCAUGACAGACCUGCACUACCUGAGCCAGGCUGACGGGGCAGGAGACUGGAGGGAGAAGGAAGCCAAGGACCUGUCUGACCUGGUGCAGAAUAGAAUCAGCUACUUGCAGAACCCCGCAGACUGCAGCAAAGCCAAGAAGCUGGUGUGCAACAUCAACAAGGGGUGUGGCUACGGCUGCCAGCUGCACCAUGUGGUCUACUGCUUCAUGAUCGCCUACGGCACCCAGCGCACCCUCAUCCUGGAGUCCCAGAACUGGCGCUACGCCACGGGGGGCUGGGAGACUGUGUUCCUGCCGCUCAGCAAGACCUGCUCUGACCGCACGGGAGCGUCCACGGGGCACUGGGCAGGGGAGACGAACGAUCAUGACGUCCAAGUGGUGGAGCUGCCCAUAGUGGACAGCUUGCACCCCCGGCCCCCCUACCUGCCCCUGGCCAUCCCCCAGGACCUGGCCCCCCGGUUGCAUCGCCUCCACGGCGACCCCUCUGUCUGGUGGGUGUCUCAGUUCGUCAAGUACCUUGUCCGGCCUCAGGCCUGGCUGGAGAAGGAGAUCCGGGAGACGACCGCCAAGCUGGGCUUCUCACACCCCAUCAUAGGGGUGCAUGUGCGGAGGACUGACAAGGUGGGCACAGAGGCAGCGUUUCACCCCAUAGAGGAGUACAUGGGCCAUGUGGAAGAGCAUUACCAGAUCCUGGCUAGACGCAUGCGGGUCGACAAGAAACGUGUCUAUCUGGCCACAGACGACCCGUCUCUACUACAGGAAGCUAAGUCCAAGUACCCAGACUAUGAAUUCAUCAGCGAUAACUCCAUCUCGUGGUCGGCGGGGCUGCAUAACCGCUACACUGAGAACUCCCUCCGAGGGGUCAUCCUCGACAUCCACUUCCUGUCCCAAACCAACUUUCUGGUCUGCACCUUCUCCUCUCAGGUGUGCCGGGUGGCCUAUGAGAUCAUGCAGACGUUGCACCCCGAUGCCUCCUCCCUCUUCCACUCCCUGGAUGACAUCUACUACUUCGGAGGGCAGAACGCCCACAACCAGGAGGCCAUCUACGCCCACGAGCCCCGCGGCACCGAGGACCUGGCGCUGGCUCCAGGGGACCUGAUCGGGGUGGCCGGGAACCACUGGGACGGCAACUCAAAGGGUGUUCACCGGCGGACCGGCCGCACGGGGCUGUACCCGUCCUAUAAGGUGAAGGAGAGGGUAGAGACCAUCAAGUACCCCACCUACCCCGAGGCGGACAAACUGCUCAAGGAGUAGACGGACGGACCCGGAGGAGUACACUGUGUUUGUGUGUGCGCGUGAGAGAGAGUUUGUGUGUGUGUGUGUGUGCAUUUGUGUGUGUGUGUGUGCAUUUGUGUGUGUGUGUGUGUGUGUGUGUGUGUGUGUGUGUGUGUGUGCGUGUGUGCGUGCGUGUGCUGGGGACAUUUGCAGUACUGUGGUGAGAUGCUCUCCCUUUGAACAGGGAACAAAAGAAGGACUAAAAGAAUGCACUCCGGGAGGAAGAAGGGAUGAAGGCAACUACAGCUCUUUAUUUAAAUACCUGAGGACCUCUCGUCCUCUAGGCUCACGCUGACUAAGAAACUUAAGAACGUUGUAAACUACAGCACUCUAAACCAACAACCUCUCCUCUAUUUUCCUUUCCUCUCUCCAUUCUGGGGAUGUUGUGUCAACCUUUGUCUUGGAGCCAAAUACUGUAUCUCUGCUCUCCUCCCUACAGCCAACUUCUACAUCUCUUCUUUCUCUGCUAUUCAUUUCCAGUGCCACAUCGUGCUUUUGAAGAAGUUAUUUUACAUCUUUUAAAAUUUGUUUUCUGUGUGUCUGAGGACGUGCAUGUGCAUGUGUGGUAGGGUGUGUGCCUAUAAUUAUGACUCCAAAUAUGGUGCCUAUAAGGGUAAAAGGUGUGUGUGUGUGUGUGUGUGUCUGUGUGUAUAGACCUGCCUUUUCACAAUACUGACCACUUCUGAGUCCUGACUCGUCUGCUCUUAGUCAGUCCAUAUUGUCUCUUUCCUGAUCUUAUUUCAAUGUUGUUGAGUUAUUAAAAAAAAAGAACAUUUUAAAACAAUCAUGAUGAAUAUGAAUUAAUUAUAAACCUGACACUGAUUAAAAAUCAUGAUUGGCCCCCAGAUUUCUGUCUACCAUGAAGAAGAGAUUUUCUUAUUUUAUGUUUCUGGGCAUUGUCUUUGAUGAAGCAGAUCAAUAAAGUGAUCAGCAACUGAG
Messenger RNA from Hypomesus transpacificus, 2971 nucleotides. It is a transcript of the gene fut8a, whose product is annotated as fucosyltransferase 8a (alpha (1,6) fucosyltransferase). NCBI's taxonomy places the organism in Eukaryota, Metazoa, Chordata, Actinopteri, Osmeriformes, Osmeridae. Gene Ontology annotation, biological process: protein N-linked glycosylation. Gene Ontology annotation, molecular function: protein binding; glycoprotein 6-alpha-L-fucosyltransferase activity. The record is from RefSeq and is a predicted model, not a curated record. Gene Ontology annotation, cellular component: Golgi cisterna membrane.